AUGAAGGAGGCAGUCAAAGAAGCGUCGCAGGAGAACAGCACCCCGACCGUGCGGGGCGAAGUAGCCACCGGGGCGAGCUCGCCGAGUGAGGCGUACGCGAACCUCAGCCUCGAGAGCACCGACAGCUCCAUGGCUGACUCGUCGGAGCGCACGCGCAUCGCCUCGUCUGACCCAGGCACUCCAGGCACUCCAGGCACCACAGGCACCACAGGCACUCCAGGCACCACAGGCACCACAGGCACUCCAGGCCAGCGCACCGCCCACCGCGCCUCCUCGCCCGCCAAACGCCUGCACUCAGACAUGGACGCCGCCGGCCACAUGGACGUCGACGCACCCUCAACGAGCCAGUCGAGCCCACGACCCACCAAGCCACUCCCCGCAGCCGCUCUCCAGCGCAGCGCCCGGGCUACGUCCGUAGAGAUGGCAGACGCGCCCAACAACAGCGGCACCUCCGAGGCUGAUGCGUCCAACACGGGCUCGUCAGCCACUAGCGUCGACGCUGCACCGCCGCGAACCGCCGUGCCCAGCCUCGACGAGCAGGUUGCCACAGUCAUGGCCAUGAUGGCGUCUGACCUCGAGGAGCGCCAGGAAGGUUACAUCAUCUCUGAGGCCUGGCUGGAGCGAGUGUCUGCCCGCACCUCCGACGGCCGAACCAGGCCACAAGAGUACAGCAAGGAGGCGACGCAGGGCCCAAUCGGACCCAUCGACAACUCGGCUCUUGUCGAUACCGAAGCUCUGAAAACUCGUCUGGUAGACCUGAGUGGCAACGACUUUGUACCGUUGCGCAAGGGAUUGAUGCUCCAUCAAAACCUCGAGGUAUUGCCUGCGAGAGCCUGGGACCUGGUGGUAGGCUGGUACGGGCUGAAGGACGGUAGUCCUGUCAUUCGCCGUCAUGUCCAGAACACCGUGCCCGACAAGAGCAGCACAAAUCUGCAGUGGGAGCUCAACCCUCCUGUCCUGACAAUUCGCAAAGUUCGACGGCUUGCAGCAACGCCAACUGAGGAGGCGAAGCCCGCACAGCGGAUUGCCGCCAGCAGGAGCGACCAUUUUCAAAAUUUCCUUCAUGUCGCAAAAAAGGCUGCCGGUAUCGACUCGAACAGCAAGGUCCGCGUGUGGAGACUGCUCACGACCGCACCCUCAGACGAAUCACGGCCGAUGACGCAGCCACAGCCAUCGGGCAUAUUGACGCCAGACGCCUCACCACGAGGCGGAUCGCCGGUUGCUGGCGAAGCCGCAGCGCACCUGUCAUUGAUCAUGGACACUGCACGCUUUGCCGGUCUAACAAACGGCACUGAACGCGAGCAAGUCACUGGCAAGGACGAGAAAGCAAACGAAGAGUUCAACCCCCUACUGACUCUGGACGCUGCUGGUCUUACACAGGACCAGGUCAUUGUACUCGAAGAAGCCGACGAGAAAGGCGAAUACAUAUCAGACACUGUUCCCAUCACCACCAAAUUCAAAACUGCAGCACAGCUCAGAGAAGGUUUGAAGAGUGCCAACACGAGUGGUAGAAGCACUCCUACUGGUGGUCCACUUACGCGAGGCAGAACGCGCAACGGCAAAGUCCGUGGCCACGUUGGCCUGACAAACCUGGGCAAUACUUGCUACAUGAACUCCGCUUUGCAAUGUUUGCGAAGCGUGGAAGAGCUCAGCCUCUAUUUCCUCAACAACAAGUGGAAAGAGGAAGUGAACAAGGUCAACCCUAUUGGCUACAAAGGUGCCAUUGCGAGCGUGUAUGCUCAGCUCUUAGAUGGCAUUUAUAGCGUCAAUGCCUCAUCCUCGUUUUCGCCCAAAAACUUCAAGCAGACUCUCGGCAGAGCCGAGGGCCGAUUCAGUGGCUAUGGUCAGCAAGAUUCGCAGGAGUUCCUUAGCUGGCUUAUCGAUGCUCUUCACGAAGAUCUCAACCGCAUUAUCAACAAACCCUACAAAGAGAACCCGGAUUCAGACGACAACACAUUCCGCGAUCCCGAGGCCAUGAAGCAGCUUGGUGAGAUCUAUCGAUCGAAUCAUCGCGCACGGAAUGACUCUGUGUCGACUGAUCUAUUCAACGGCUUCUACAAGAACACGAUGGUGUGUCCAGAGUGUGACAAAGUCAGCAUUACGUUCGAUCCUUACAGCCAGUUGACUUUACAACUACCUAUCGAGCAAGCCUGGGCACACACAAUCACAUACGUACCCCUGUAUGGGGAAAUUCAACAGCUCGAUGUUGAUAUCGACAAGAACGCUACAAUAAAGAUGCUGAAGGAGUACGUCGGCAAGCGUUUCGGUGGCGUGAAGACCAACCGAUUAAUGGCCUCAGAAGUCUACAGCCACAAGUUUUACCGCCAUCUGGAAGACGAUGCCACAAUAUCGGAAUGCAACAUCGCUACCCGCGAUGAUAUUUACUUCUACGAGCUGGAACAUGCUCCCAGCAACUGGCCUGCGCCUAAGAAGAAGGCCAAGUACAAAAGUUUCAUGUCUCACUCUUCUGAAGAAGACAUUCCCACUUCAGCAUCACCACUCCAUGACCGGAUCAUGAUCCCGGUAUUUCACCGGGGGCCCAGUAUGUCCUCGUACCGGGGGCAAGCAUACGCUAUGGCAUUGUGGCCAUUCCAUAUCGUGGUGACUAGAGAAGAAGCAAAAGACUACGAUGCGAUCUUGCGCAAAGUGCUUGCAAAGGUCGCGCAGUCUACAACUCGACCCAUCCUUACGGAACUCAACGGUAACUCCUCAGACCAAUCCCGUCCGGGAUCAGACGUGGUUUUGACGACUGAAGAGGAUACCUUGCCUGAUAGUGACGCACACAUCAAGGACAGCUCUAUUGAGGGUGAAGAUAUGGUCGAGGUCACCAUGAUGGACAACGAGUCAGUCGUUGCCGAGGAAGCGGGCCAUGUCGAAUUCUCGGACGUUCUCAAAGCUGAUAGCUUCAUCAGCCCUGAAUUCAGGCAGCUAUUCGAGAUGAAACAUUCCCGCAAAGGAGCUGAAUUUGUUCCGACUGGCUGGAACACGAUUGAUCAUCAGAAGCCCUUGGAACCUAUCUCCAAGCGGAUUCCUGUACCCUUGGAGCGAGCAGACUCUGAACAAUCCUCCCGUGCAGGCAGCGAAUCAUCGAGCGAGGAUGAACGUUCACCCCAGUCCACUGUUGGUGCCGAUGCUAAUGCCGAUUCUGAGGCUGCUAUCGAGCAGGCCAAUAUUAGCAGCGACGAAGAAAUGCAGUCAAACGAGCCUUCUGAGCCCCUGAGGGGCGGGCGACAGAAAAAGAAGAGCAAGAAGGCAAGGAAGCAUGAGCGAAAGCUGGAGCGGAAGCACAAGAACAACAAAAACUGGAAGCUAAAGAAAGCCAGAGUUCCUGACCAGCCCAUCUACCCUGACAACCCUGAUGAUGAAAAUGAUGGUCUGAUCCGCUUAGGAGAAGCUCUUGUACUUGAGUGGAACCCUGAAGCUUACGAUGCACUCUUCGGUGGCACAUCGGCAGAUGAUUCGCGCGGUAUGGAUGUUAUGAAGACCGUCCAAACAUUCGACGACCCUGAGAUACAGGAGAAGAAGGCUAAGCGAAGCGCUCGCAAGAAAAGCGGUAUCACAUUAGACGAAUGUCUCAUGGAAACCACAAAGACUGAGACCCUUUCUGAGGACAAUCCCUGGUACUGCAGCAACUGCAAGGAGAUGCGUCGCGCAACCAAGACGCUUGAUAUAUGGACGGUGCCUGAUAUUCUUAUCAUCCACCUGAAACGGUUUAGUGGGUUCCGGUCCUUCAGGGACAAGAUCGACGACAAGGUCGACUUUCCUGUCGAAGGUCUAAAUCUGACCGGCAAGGUCGGCUUUCCCGAAGACAAGAGUCUUGUGUACGAUCUGUUCGCGGUGGAUAACCAUUAUGGUGGUCUGGGAGGCGGCCACUACACAGCCACUGCUCAGAACUUCUUCGAUAAGCAGUGGUACGACUACAACGAUUCUUCGGUAUCGAGAUCCUCAGGAGAGGGUGCUGUCACCAAGGCUGCCUAUCUGCUCUUCUAUCGUCGCCGAACCGAUCACCCUUUAGGUCCACCAUCACUGCAAAAGAUCGUCCAGAAGGAGGUCGAUGCCGGCUCUGAGGAUGACUCUGAAACCGAGAACCGAUCGCGCUCACCGGCGGGAAAUGGCUCGCGCCUCGGCGGCUCGUCCCGCAAUGGAUCGUCGAGAGCUGGCGCAGCAGGAGCGGGAGUCGGAGCCCUGCACGAGGGUGGCUCAGCCCUUUUGGCAGCCGUAACCCCUCGAGGGAGCGGAGCAGGAGUCGAGACUCUCGAGGACAAUAGCCCACCUUCGUAUGAUGAUGAGACAUUCUACGAAGAAAACAACUUCAACGGUCUUGAUACUGAUGCGGGCAGUAUGAUGUAUGGGCCGCUCGCUCCCUCAUACCUCAAUGAUGAGCCCGCGUGGAGCUUUGAUCAUAUUGGCAGUCCAAACCACGCAAACGACUCGGAUGAUGUUGCUUCUGACGCGCCGAACCCGGGUUCCAACAACGGUGAGUUCCUGGAGCAGCGUAUGUUGGAGGAUUUUGGCGACGAUGAGAUGGGCACGCAAUACGGCGCCUCGACGCCUAUGCAUACCAUCCAGCCCUUGCCUAGAGGUGAUGACGAAGAGGUCAAGGAUAUCUAUGUUGAGGCCGAUUAG
This is a messenger RNA of Ascochyta rabiei, 4626 nucleotides long. Its product is annotated as Ubiquitinyl hydrolase 1. The transcript has 2 exons. Lineage: Eukaryota; Fungi; Ascomycota; Dothideomycetes; Pleosporales; Didymellaceae. Gene Ontology annotation, biological process: protein deubiquitination. The record is from RefSeq and is a predicted model, not a curated record. Gene Ontology annotation, molecular function: cysteine-type deubiquitinase activity. Bases 1 to 4626 code for a protein of 1541 amino acids.